AUGGUUAAAGGUGGGAGGGUAGACAAGAAGCCAACGCCCAGCCUCACCGGCAUCAAUCCACCUCUACGUCUGACCACAAUCCUCUUAACUAACAUUGCUUCUCACUCAUCCAUGCAUCCACCUCCCUUGCCGUCUAACUAUCGUGCAUCCAACCGCCGAUCUUUGCCUCCAUCUAUCCACUCAACAUCGAAUUACUCGUUUACUAAUUCGUCCGGUUGUGGGGUUCAGAUUCGAGUGAAGUCAUGUUUAUGCGAAUGGCUCGCCGAGCUUUUGUAUCCUCGGCGUUGUUGCAGUUUGUCAGCCGUGGCCAAUGAUACUAGAGCGGUUGUAGAUUAUGCAUUUUUCCCCUAUGCCGGACCAGUGAUGAAGAGGUAUAUUUGGUCUAUUACAGUUAGCUGCGUAGGUGACCCUUCGAAAAUCACCGAUUGGCCAAAUGCACGGUUGACAAGACGCCAGGCCCCGGUCGGCAGGGCAACUUGUAUGCUUGGUCAUACUGACGAGUUCGCAUGGGGGUGUGAGCCGCACGCAUUCAGACACUGUAUGGCCGACAGAUUGGUAUGCAAUCCAGCACGCCUACUUCCAAUCCGUCGCCGUUAA
Messenger RNA from Protopolystoma xenopodis, 597 nucleotides. NCBI's taxonomy places the organism in Eukaryota, Metazoa, Platyhelminthes, Monogenea, Polystomatidea, Polystomatidae. The record is from the annotation of a GenBank genome assembly.